GCUGAUGACGCCAUGCCGGUGGUGCCCCCACGGCCUUCGCCUCCCAGAAAGGUCUGCAUGACGGGAGAAGGCUGGGAGGAUGAGCAGUGGCUGACGAGGGCCAAAGAGCUUUUGCGGACCUUCGGAGUGGACGUGCAGCCUCCUGAGAUGAUGGCACGUGCUACAGACACCAAGGUGCUCAUGGAAGGACCAUGCAAAAGCAGACUCCAAAAGCUGGAUCUUCAUGGCUGGAAGGCCUUUGAAGACUGGUACACGCCCUUGGACCAAAUCUACAAGGUCCGAGAUAUGGCGAUUUGCCAUGCUUCCAUCGAAGGGCCGGCAGCCGUCGGUGGGUUGCUGGGUGCACCCGGCCACUCCUACGUGGUCCCGGCAAAACGCGCAUCUUCUCGAAAGGAGCUUGCGGAGGAGAAGCAAUAUGCUUCACCUCGAAAGCCUCCAGGUGCUUUCCGUCGGAUAAGGAGCAGAAAGUGA
Effrenium voratum is the source of this 471-nucleotide messenger RNA. The record is from the annotation of a GenBank genome assembly. NCBI's taxonomy places the organism in Eukaryota, Dinophyceae, Suessiales, Symbiodiniaceae.